This is a messenger RNA of Pararge aegeria (speckled wood butterfly), 4226 nucleotides long. RefSeq lists its product as uncharacterized. The coding region runs from base 408 to 4226 and encodes 1272 amino acids. The transcript is spliced from 17 exons. Lineage: Eukaryota; Metazoa; Arthropoda; Insecta; Lepidoptera; Nymphalidae. Gene Ontology annotation, biological process: protein dephosphorylation. Gene Ontology annotation, molecular function: protein tyrosine phosphatase activity. The record is from RefSeq and is a predicted model, not a curated record.
AGAGCGACGACGUGUCGCUCCUAACGCGAAGCUGCUCUAAAUUUACACGCCACUAAUUCCUACACCGCACUCCUAACCAUUGACCCACUGACAGUGAAUUGUGCUCUUACAGCCAGUGUUACUUCGCCCGAACGCCAGCCGCCCAAAAGUGUCACCCACGACGACUUCCUCAGCAAACCAAACCAUGUCCGUGUUAUGAUAUAGAAAUAAAUAUAGUGCUAAGUUUCAGUGUCAAGUGUAACAUAGUUAUCCGUUAAUUUAUUACACAUUAGAAUAAAGCUUGGAAAAUUACCGAAUAACAAAAUUGUGUGCGGGAAUCGUGAUCGUAAAUAAAAAAAUGUGCUGCUAAUAAAAACACAUAACUUCCGCAGUAAAUUUAUUUGUGUGUGUCCGGGCUCGCGGUUGAAAUGUCGUCGAGGACGGGACAGCGCGGCACGUCGGUCGCGACCAGCCAAAGGAAACACAGGUCUAGAUCCACGCCGAGGUACGACCUGGAGAAGAAGCCGAAGAAAAAAGACCUCAAGACAACAGGAACGACCAGUUUGGUAUCGAUUCCUAACAGCAUAAAACUUACGAUGCUCAACAGCGGCCUGAUUUCUUUUGCUGAUGAAAACGGAUCCAUAUCGGAGACUAUACCAGAUCGGCCCGUCGAACUGAAGAACUUCCCCAAACUCUGCGAGCAACGGAGAAAAUUUCCUGUGCUGUACAAGCUAGAAUUUCAGACUGCAAUCAAGGUGGAAACACACGCCUGUCGCCACGCACAGAAGAAAACUAACGCCCACAAAAACCAGAACCAAAAAGUUACUCCGUAUGACUACAACAGGGUGGUGCUCCAGACGGUCGACCGGGAACCGGACUCUGAUUAUAUUAAUGCUUCCUAUGUAGAUAGUAUAUUAAAGCCAAACGCGUAUAUAGUGACGCAGGGGCCAACAGAGGAGACGGUGGUGUCCUUCUGGCGCAUGAUAUGGCAGGAACGCGCUGCUGCCAUCGUCAUGCUCACCAAAACAUUUGAUUUCAUAAAGGUGAUGUGCGUCCAAUACUGGCCUCCGAACAAGGAAAAGGACGAGACCUAUGGUGACAUCAGCGUCGGUAUCGUUCAGGAAGAGGAGCUUGCGAACUUCCACAUCCGCACUUUCCGACUCUACAAGACUGAAAAAGAUGUGGUUGUCGAAGAAAGAUUCAUCCUCCAGUUUCAUUACACCCAAUGGCACUCUCACACGUGUCCAUUCAGCAACGCAUUACUAGAGUUCAGGAGACGAGUUCGAGCAGUCGUCGGAAGAAGGCUCGCCACCAACUCUGUGACAGGCCCUAUGCUUGUACAUUGCAAUGACGGUGGCGGGCGUUCGGGCGUGUAUUUAGCGGUUGAUGCGAAUUUAGAAUUAGCCGAAGAAGAAGACUGCUUUGAUGUCUUCGGAUAUUUAAAGAAAUUGAGACAAUCCAGAAAAGGCCUUAUAGAAAACGAGGAGCAAUACAAAUUCGUCUAUGAUACGUUAGAGGAGCACGUUGUUUGCGGAGUUUCCUGGUUUCCAGUAUCAGAACUGUCACAAAGACUGAAACAAAAAUCCCAGAGGGAUCCAGUGACCAAAUUGAAUGAGUAUCAGAAGGAGUACCAGCAAAUUUGUAAACAGACACCAAGAUUCACUAUAGGAGACUGUGCUGGUGGGCACAGGGGAGAUAAUAGAGAAAAGAAUAGAGAUGUUCUUGUAGUUCCACCGGAUAAUUUUCGCCCAUAUUUGACAUCCUUCCAAGGCAAUAGUUUUACAGACUACAUCAAUGCUGUGUUCGUGGAUGGUUACACAAAACCUCGAGAGUACAUAGUGACGGAAUGGCCUUUAGUACUAACGCAGGGAGAGUUUUGGUCUCUAGUCUAUGACUACGAAUGCGCUGCAGUCGUGGUCUUGUGUGUGCCACAGAAAAAUUCUCAACAAUAUCCCCCCUUCUGGCCGGAAGGGAGACACUCUAAGAAAUACGGACCAGUGUUCACAAUAGACCACGUCUCCCAUAACCAUUAUACAAACAUAAAGACUUGGAUAUUUAGGAUUAACAAGAAAAUUGUAUCGCUGACGGAAUUGAUGGCAGGAGUCAAAGCGCCUCCGAAGACGGUCCAGCUGUUCCAACUGACGUGCUGGCCGAUGGGACACAAAGUCCCGUCAUCCACCAACUCCCUCGUCGAGCUGAUGAAUAUGGUCGAGCGUUGGCGACAGCGCACCGACUACGGGCCCGUCUGUGUUGUUUCACCUGAUGGGCGCAGUCGUGCGGGCGUAUAUUGCGCCGCCAACGCUUGCAUCGAGCAAGUGAUAAAACAUGGAGAGGUCGACGUGUUCCAGGCUGUGAAAACUGUGCGACGACAUCGUCCGCAGCUCGUCGAAAACAUGACUGAAUAUAAGUAUUGCUACGAUUUGGUUCUACAUUACGACGAGCUCUGGUUCAUUGAAUUUGGGCGCGGUGCUGCUCUACCUACUACGCCGGAGGAGACCAGCCCUACAGCGGUGCCGAGAGACGCCAAGCGCCAGCAAACCAGACCGAUGCGGCCCCGCCGUGGCCUGUCGCUCGACCGGCUCAUGCCCAACAUCGCGCGUCCUCCACUGCCGCACGCUGUCACUGUCGACGCUCCCCGCAGACCUCGAAGGGAUCGACCUCCUCUUCGUCGCUCUAUUCGUAUGGAAGAUGACGACGGUGCGGCCGAGGAACGUCGCCGUGUCUUUGGGCACGGACCUCGCGCGCCCUCUUUCGACGAAGGCGACGCCAGUGAUGAGCAUGAGGAGUGCGAGUGCCAACGUUCAUUCGAGCGUUCCGGUCCAUCCGCUGAUACGCCCGAAGAAGACGAUUACGAACCAGAGUUCGCCGCCUCUCCGCCAGCAGAUCCAAUAAUGAUAGAUAAAGUUGCAAAUGCACGCGGCGCGUCUGCGGAUCGCGUGCUCGACCGACGCGAUACUCCGCUGACACUUCGUGUACCCGCUCGCGCCCACUCGCAAGGCGUUUUCGAACGUCGUCUGCCUAGAAUUUAUAAGUUAGGAUUAAUGGAUAAGUCAAAACGAGCUAGCUCGAGUGCGCUUUAUGAACGCGUAGAACGUUCACCGACUGAAGCAUUUUACAACGCAACGGGCUCGACACGUUUGAGUUCGCAAGAAUUGUUUGAAAAAUUUUGCUCAGAAGAUUUUACAUCCUUGUACGGGCGGGAGGACGACCGGCGUCGAAGACCUCCACAUUCAAAAUCUACUGGGAGCAGCGGUUCGGAUGUCAGACAUGAGCGAAAUUGCUGCAAGCGGACACCAUGUGGUUCCCAGCCUGCGCUGACUCGCCGCCACAUCUGUCAAGCACCACGCUCCGAUCGUUCAACUGAUUCUGACGAAACGUCUCCGCGGCGAAGUAAUAUACGUCCUCUACCGCUAGAAUCUGAAGCACAACCCACAGACGAUUGUUCCAGAUCCGCGCCCUUACUAAGUCCCGACAGAUUUGGAGCUAGAUUUACUUUCGAUAUAUCUGAACGCAGCGAGGUCACGUCUAAUCGCGAUGAAACACCCUCCGAUGCAACCGAGACACGAAAUCUAACCUUAUAUGAGGAGCCACAUUCAGAUCGCACUAGCAUCUGUGAGCUGUACGACGCAGCAUUUUCAUCGCACCGGCCUUCGUUUCGACGUGAUGGGUCGCGACGUCGGGGUGGCCCUUUCGAUUUAAGCACUCUCGACUUUCGCGCGAUUGACGAUGAGAGCCCACGCGCCAGCAGACGGACGUCCCAACGGAGUGUCGAUGAUACUUUUCGACAGAAUUCGGAAUCCCGAAGUUGGGCUUCAGACUCGGUGUUUACAACACCGGAGCGUCGCCGGGCCGAAACUUCGCCAUCGUCAACCGACACUAGACGGUAUCUUACAGCACAGGGUGAUUCAUUACGAGCGGAUUCGGCCGCUGCUGACUCUACAUUUGCAGAGUCAACAGUCGCGGACGAGCCUCCGAGCGUAAUUGAGAGAUCUGAGUAUGCACUUGCAUUGAAAUUAGGUCGAAUAGAACUGGAUAGCACGUCCGAGCGGCGUGCGUCCACUCCGCUUGCAGACGGCGCUAGGCUGUCGAGUCGGCCGUCGAUGCACAAGUUGGAGCCGAUCGAGCCCGCGCGGCUGUGCGGCGGCGGUGACACGGAGCCGCAGUCGCCGUCAGACAGUACAGCGCCGCAGCGGCGCCGGCGCGGUGCCAGCGAGCCGCGGCGCGCUGCGCGCUGUUUCCCGCUCUGA